UAGGUCCCAAUACCUGCGGUGGGGUCUGGCUCCUCCUGUGGGUCCAGUCCUGCCCACUUGCCUGGCCCAGGUGCGCAACUGGGGAGAGGGCCACCUCCCUGGGAGCCCAGCGCCCCCUGCCUGCUGCUCUCUGGAGUUUCUGGUGUCCGUACCUCGUUCCUUCCUCAGGCUCCCCGUUCGGUGUUCCUAGGGGCGGCACCUGGUCGCAGGGGUGGCUUCGCUGCUUUGCUCUUAUAGUGGCCUUGACUGUUUGGAGCAGCUUCUGGCUCCAGUAGAAUUGAGGGGAAGGAUUGGAGAGCUCCUGUUUGCAUGUAGCCGCCCUCAGGUCAGCGUCCCCACCAGAAGGAGGGUGCAUGGGUUCCAGCUGAUGGACCCGCACUGGUGCUGCAUCACCCAGAGCCCCCUCACCCUCCCCCCCAUCCAUGGGGUUCACUCCUGGUGCUGUGCCUGCCGUGGGCAUGGAGUAGGAUGUGUGCCCAGGACCGCAGGGUCACACAACGAUGGUUUCAUGGCCCCAAAGCUCUGCAGUCCUCCCCAAGUCCUCCCCCGCUGCCCCCAGAGGGGACCUGUCUCCUGUGUCCACAGCCCCGCCUUCUCCAGGACGCCCCACACUUGAAAUCACAGAGUGCGUGCCUGCUGGGAUGGGUGGCUUUCACCCAGUAACCCACCCCUCAGGUUCCCCCACGGCUCCUUGUGGUUUAGAAGCCCGUUUGUUCUCAGCACUGAGUCCUGUCCAUUGUGUGGACGGCCCAAGGUGUCUGUAGGCAUUCACAAUUCCCGGUUGUGGUAAAGCUGCUGUAAACCACCGAGUCGGGAUUUGGGGAUCUGCUUUGGGGCAGUGCCUAGAAGCUCCACGGCUGGGUUGUAGCGGAAGAGCAUUUGGUUUUGCCAGAAGCCGCCGACUGUACUGUCCUGCAAACCAGCUUCUUUGCCUUCUGCUGUCUUCCCUGGGAGCUGUCUCUUAAAGUCUCUGGCCUGCUUUUAAUCUGGUUGUUUGUUUCUUAUUGAGUUUCCAGGGCUCUUCUGUAUUUUGAACAACAGACGUUUGUCGGAUGUGACACUUGCUGGCUCAUCCUUUCAGGCCAGGCUGUGUGCUGUCUCAUUCCAACUAUGCAUGUGACCCCUACGUGGCCCUGAUGAUGCGGGACCCUCCCCGAGGGCUGUGGGCCCUCCCCGGGUACAGACCAUGUAGGAGAUGCUUCUCCCCGAGCUGGACGAGGCACCCGCCUUCCUUCUGGAGUGUGACAGUGCAGUGCUGGGCGCGCUGCAGGGGCACCUGGCUCUGUACAAGAUCCGACGGAAGGUCAAGGUGGAGCCGCACCCGGAGCUGCGUGUGUGGGCUAUACUGCCCAGUUCCCCUGAGGAGGCUGGUGGGGCUGUGCCGCUGUGGGAGCAGACCAACGGGGCCACCAUCCUCACCCGCGACCCUCGGACCGCCCGCAUGGGCUGGCGGCUUCUCACCCAGGAUGAGGGCCUGGCCCUGGUACCCAGGGGCCAGCUGGGAGACCUCCGGGACUAUCACCGGCACCGGUACCGGCAAGGUGUUCCCGAGGGGAUCCGUGACCUGCCCCCAGGAGUAGCCCUGCCCCUGGAGUCCAACCUGGCUUUCAUGAAUGGCGUCAGCUUCACGAAGGGCUGCUACAUCGGCCAGGAGCUGACAGCCCGCACCCACCACAUGGGCGUCAUCCGCAAGCGCCUCUUCCCGGUACAGCUCUCAGGCCCUCUCCCUGCCAGUGGCAUCACGCCUGGCACCACGGUGCUCAUGGAGUCGGGGCAGGUGGCUGGCAAGUACCGGGCAGGCCAGGGAGACGUGGGCCUGGCCUUGCUACGGUCAGAGAAAAUCAGAGGUCCUCUCCACAUCAGGACCUCUGAGAGCAGCCAGGUGGCCGUAACUGUGUCUGUGCCGGACUGGUGGCCCAUGGCCACCAAGUAGCCCCGGAUGCCCGCCACUCUCAGAGAUUCUGGAGCUGCCAAGGGAGCUGUGGAGGGCCCUGUCUGCUGGCCACGCUCUGCAGGCUGACCCUCACUGCCCACAGCGGUCCCCUGCUCUGGAGGCCCCCAGGUGUAGUGGGCCUCCCAGGGCCGCCGGUGUUGCGGGUGUGCAGGUGCGGUCCAGGCAUGGCCUGCCCACCGUGCUUCUCGUGGUGGGUUGGAGGCCCUGCAUGGGCCGUUGUGUGGGGGCUUCCCUGUGGCUGGGAGUGGCAGAAGCCCACCCUGGCCUGGGGGUGAGGAGGAGCCUGCUGCACAUCUGUUUCUGGGCUGAGCUGAGCUGUAGCCUCUGCUGUGUGAUGUUGGACAAGAUACCAGCUUUGAGGGUUUGCAGGUCAUUCCAGCAUCGACGCAGGACAAGGGCAGUCCAGCCUCGCCCUGGGGCUGCCUGCAUCCUUCUGCAUCUGGGGCUGGCCAAUAGAACAGGCGGGCUCUGGGCACUGCCUUCCCUCAUGCCAGCCCUCCACAUCUGCCCUGGAGCUGCCCUGGGCCUGGACAGCAGGGCCCAGGAUGGAGCUUCUGCUUGGUUUACUUGCUGCUGGUUUGAGAUGUGGCCAAGGUUUCUCAGUUGGGGGUGACUUUCCUCCCCGCUUGAGACCACUGACUUCCGUUGUCCUCUGCAAUGUGAACCUCUAGUGCUGGGGUGUCCUCUUGGAUGUUACAGGGUGGCUAUUAAAAUGUGACCCACAAGUA
Molecule: messenger RNA, 2682 nt
Organism: Nyctereutes procyonoides (raccoon dog)
Lineage: Eukaryota; Metazoa; Chordata; Mammalia; Carnivora; Canidae
Gene: IBA57
Product: iron-sulfur cluster assembly factor IBA57
Exons: 3
Coding region: 1196-1933 (245 amino acids)
Cellular component (GO): mitochondrial matrix
Molecular function (GO): protein binding
Source: RefSeq, a predicted model, not a curated record